This is a messenger RNA of Anarrhichthys ocellatus (wolf-eel), 3842 nucleotides long. RefSeq names its product mitochondrial basic amino acids transporter-like. The transcript is spliced from 4 exons. NCBI's taxonomy places the organism in Eukaryota, Metazoa, Chordata, Actinopteri, Perciformes, Anarhichadidae. The record is from RefSeq and is a predicted model, not a curated record. Gene Ontology annotation, cellular component: mitochondrion. Gene Ontology annotation, molecular function: high-affinity L-arginine transmembrane transporter activity. The coding region runs from base 409 to 1407 and encodes 332 amino acids. Gene Ontology annotation, biological process: mitochondrial L-ornithine transmembrane transport.
UUCCUGCCGACGCUAGUUAGCGUGCUAUAGAGAAGAAAAAAAACCGUUGAUAAAUACAAGUGUAGAGGGUGUCCGCUGUGUGAGGUCGUUAAGGUGAACAGGAGAGGAUUGAGAACAAGCUAAACAAUACAUUGAAAAACAAAAUAUAAUUGUUAGCAUUUGUGGACUGCAUAAGAACGGGACUCGGAGUUAGCUAGCCAGUGCUAGCUAAAUAGAGACUAAAGGGAAGUGUCAGUUAGUCUAUUAGCGAGAUUAAACAGCUAGGGACGGUGACUGUCAGCUGCACAACGAAGGAAACUGGUUUGAGAAACAAAAUCAACGUUUCACAGAUUUGCUAAAGGGCCUCUUCAGUCAACGUUAGGUAACGUGAUAUUUAGUCCUCCAGCUCGGUGACGUUGAAGAGCGGUGAUGGACUUCGUUGCUGGAUGCAUCGGAGGUGCUGCUGGAGUGUUGGUUGGACAUCCUUUUGACACAGUCAAGGUGAGGCUGCAGGUCCAGAGUAUUGAUAAGCCGCUGUAUCGUGGGACCUUUCAUUGUUUCCAGUCCAUCAUACGGCAGGAGACGGUAUUUGGUUUGUACAAAGGCAUUGGAUCCCCCAUGAUGGGCCUGACAUUCAUCAAUGCCAUAGUGUUUGGUGUUCAGGGAAACACCAUGCGGAUGCUGGCACAUGACACCCCCAUGAACCACUUUCUCGCUGGUGCAGCAGCAGGUGCUAUCCAGUCUGUCAUCUGCUGCCCCAUGGAGUUGGCCAAAACCCGCAUGCAAUUGCAGGGCACUGGAGAGAAGAAGUCCUCUAGGAAGUUGUACAAGAAUUCCCUGGACUGCUUGGCACGCAUCUACAACCGGGAGGGUCUACGGGGUGUAAACCGAGGCAUGGUCACCACGUUCAUCCGCGAGACACCUGGCUUCGGAGUGUAUUUCCUGUCCUACGACGUGCUGACGCGCAGCAUUGGCUGUGAGCCGGACGACCGCUACAUGAUCCCCACACUGCUGUUCGCUGGGGGCAUGGCCGGCAUCGCCUCCUGGCUUUCCACCUACCCUGUGGACGUGAUCAAAUCGCGGCUGCAGGCGGACGGGGUGGGUGGAGUCUACCAGUACAGCAGCAUCGCCGACUGCGUGCGGCAGAGCGUCAGGAGAGAGGGCUACAUGGUGUUCACGCGAGGCCUCACCUCCACGCUGCUACGAGCCUUCCCUGUGAAUGCAGCUACCUUUGCCACCGUCACCCUCAUCCUCAUAUACUCUCGGGGGGUGCAGGAGGGACCUAUAGACUGUGAGGCAGUUCAGCCAAACCACCACGCACAGGCCCAGCAGCAGGCCCAGCAGCAGGCCCAGCAGCAGGCCCAGCAGCAGGCCCAGCAGCAGGCCCAGCAGCAGGCCCAGCAGCAGGCCCAGCCCUCCAGCCUGUGACAGCACAGAGGCCUCAGCCCAGGCACUUUACAAGCAUGGAGAGACAAAAUACGCACAAACCCUUUAUUACUGUCGGACUCUGUCUCGCAUCAGAUCAGUCAUUCCCUAUUUUGAGUCAAAAAACACCCGGUUUAUAUUAUUUUUACUUUCAUGUCAAAAAGGAAACCGGUUUUUAACAGCAGCUUUUAUCUGUAAGACAUUUCUGACAAGCCACUGAUCUAAACUAAUUACUGAUCCAGUAGACUAAAGGUGUGGCUAUAGUGUGUACAGUCUAGAGACAAAGGUUGAUAUCUCUAUUACUUAUCUGUUGAAAUGUGCAGUGUUUAACUCUCCUUGUACAUAUCAUUGAUUUAGAUUAUUUUCUUUAUAAUGUAGACUGGAAACAUCCUGCCUUAUAUGAAAUAUGUAUAUAAUAUAGUAUGAAUACUUUUAUUUUGGGAAAGAAAGCUGAAGCACCUGUUUGCAUACCUGCACUGUAUCUUCUGAGGAGCCAAACAAAAGAGAGAGGGAUGGAAUGUAGCAUUUAAUAUGUGUGUGGAACUUCUUACCGCGCGUUUGCUUUCAAACCAAAACAUGUUGCAGCUGAAAUCUACUCCUCACUACAGCACAUGUCCGUGACCAGAAACCCACUGGUCUGGUGGUGGAUGGUGGUGGUGGUGGUGGAUGGUGGUGGUGGGCGGCGGCAGCGAAUGUAAAGCGUAUCUGUGUGUGAAACGGGACUGAUGGUGUUAUGUUAAGUUGUCCGUUUGGCAUGUUGUGUUCGACCAAACUGUGACGUUUUAUCAUUGUAACUUCACUGCUGUAUCAAAGGCCUGAUCCAGAAGUGGAACACAGUGCUACGUGUGCCACUGCACUUUAAAGUUUAUAUAUAUAUAAAUAUUAUUAUAUCCUUUAAGAUGGCCCUAAUUGACUUGCCUCUGUUCGUAUUCAACUCGCAUAUUAAUAUGUGAAGAAAACUGCCCUCUGAAUAAAGAUAAUUUAUAAAGUUACUUAUUGAGCAGAAAGACGUCCGUCUAAUGCCCCUGUGUAAGAUGUUUAAGGUAUUGCUCCCUGAAACUUGACGCAUGUGCCCAUGGUAGAUAGACUGUACCCCAUCUGGAUUGGGGCUUUAAUGCAACUUCUUUAUUUUGUGAGUGACUAUAUUUGUUUAAUAAUGUACAGGUAUUGUUAAUGAGUGGGGAUUGUCUGCUUUCUGCAUAUGUGUGUGUGUGUGUGGUCAGUAUCUGAUGUUUCUUUUUCUGUAUAUUUAUGCCUGAAUGUUGAAUAUCUCUCUGUGAAGCAAUCAAAUCUCUUCCCCGUGCAAAAAGGUGUCGGUGCCCAUCGCUGCAGUAAAUGGUCAGCGGGUUACUGCUGAAUGCCUGCUGUUCAUUUGUCUAUAAAGAAUCUCUUGACGGGCUGACUGAGAGCAAGGAGUCACAGAUGCACUAGACCUUCAGUAUGUUGAAUGUAAGACUGUAAUCACUCACGGGUGUUUUGAAUGAGAAACUUCUGUCUAAAUUGAAAUGUCACUAACUUUAUUUGUCUAAUGCUGGUGAGAACCAUGGGACUCUCCAAGGCUUGAGAAGCGAAAGUGGAGCUCUUUGGCACGUCUGUAGAGGUCGCUUGAGUUGAAUCAAUACUUCCACCUCUAGAACAGCGACUGUUAUGAGUUUACGGCAGAUUUUAUCUUGAAACUUUUGGUGAUUGCCAUUUGACAGCUAACACGUAGUCCAGCUAAUGUGAACGAUGCAAUAUGUUGAAGUGGUGGUGUAAAUAUAUACAUAUAUAACAUAUAUUUUUCACUCUAAUGUAGUUGUUUGGUUCCCUAAAUGUCUGAGUUGAAGCAGUUUUUAAAGGCUCUAUUUGACCAGUUUGAUUUCGCUGUUACACUGAAGAGAUUGUAACGGGAAAACUGAGACGUGAUAUUUUUGUAACAGAGUCAUACAUUACCUAUUUGUCACUGAGGAUCUGUACAAAUGGCUAAAUAAAAGAGAUUCAGCAGCUGGUUGUUUGUGUGUACCCUCGCUACAUGUUUACUGAUAAAUACAGUAUUCCACAUUCACAGAAUCUAUUGUUCUUAUGGGUUAUGAAAGUAGUCCCCAUAAUUAUCAGAUGAUGAUAACCAUGGGCCCCUCCUGUGACAAGGAUUGCUCUAAUCUCUUGUCUAUGUUGAGUAGCAUCAACUGAUCUGACCUCAAUGUAUUGUUUGGACCGGUGCAACAUUUAGUGGAGACACUUUUUAUUUGUAAAUGACACAUAUUGUACAACACUAUUAUGUCUAUAUGUAGAUAUCCAAAUAAAUGCCAGAUAUGAAGUUGGAAUCACAAAAACAUAAGUUCCUGUGUUUGCUAUUGUCAGUCAGGGAUGACACAGCAUCUUGUUAGUGUAAUCAUGAGGCUUUACUCAUAUGAAAACUCAUGAGCUCAUGUUUUUUCUUCCUACACAGAUUUAUUAAU